CAGGACUGCAGUCGUCUUCAAGUUGUAGUCGCCAGUCCUCGAUCGUAGAUCGCUCUGGCCGAUAGGAUCACAUCUCAGAUCUGCAGGACAUCGUGCGCGCCCGACGUCGGCGACCUUGAGGCGAUUCAUACUACUCUCCGUCGUCGGUGGCCAUUCGACUCUCCUUCAGGCUGACGGCCAUCUGAUAUCUAUAUCUCGCUUUUGCGGUGUCUCUUCCGCACGAAGCUGGAACGUCAAGAUGUCAACAAGACCGCGUUUGUCAAUAAGCGACAUGAUACACCGAGGCGUGCUAUACACGCUAGUGGGUAUCAGCGUCUGGGGUGUAGUCAUGAUAGGCGUUGUGCACCGGGAUACGCUUAAACGAGGCCGGGGUGCCCUCGCGUUACAUGAAGCCAAUAAACGGAAGGAGGAGGAGGCUCAGGAGAACGAGGUCGCGCUUGCACAGGCGGCGCAGGCAGCCCUCGACAAGGGCGGCAAGUCCUGGUAGCCUACAUGCAGACUGUCCUGCGACAGAGGCUGCGAAAAGGCCUGCACGCCGGCGAGCCGUACCGUCUAUCACGCGCAUUGCAUCCAUGUUGUCUCGAUAUCGCUACUCCAUUGCUAAUCCCUGCUAUCUAUAAUAACACUGUUGUGUUCCGCAACAUGCAGCGCUGGGUUGAGUUCGGUGAGAGUGUCUCUUUGAACUAACGACAGAACAUUUCUAUUGCGCGAUGGAGA
Molecule: messenger RNA, 717 nt
Organism: Rhodofomes roseus
Lineage: Eukaryota; Fungi; Basidiomycota; Agaricomycetes; Polyporales; Fomitopsidaceae
Exons: 4
Coding region: 239-487 (82 amino acids)
Source: RefSeq, a predicted model, not a curated record